Molecule: messenger RNA, 954 nt
Organism: Pyricularia oryzae 70-15
Lineage: Eukaryota; Fungi; Ascomycota; Sordariomycetes; Magnaporthales; Pyriculariaceae
Product: class II aldolase/adducin domain-containing protein
Exons: 3
Coding region: 1-954 (317 amino acids)
Cellular component (GO): cytoskeleton
Molecular function (GO): actin filament binding
Source: RefSeq, a predicted model, not a curated record
AUGGCACCAUCUUCUGUGGAAGUCAUGAUCGAUCAGAGGCCGACCCCGGGCAAAAGCUCGCGAGCUGCAAGUUCCGGGAAGCAAACGAAUUUCCGCAGUGGGGAUCCAAGUGUCGCCCUGGAACAGAUGCUCGGUGACGCCGAGACUACCGGUCCACCAACGUUUCAUAGUCCGGCUAGGGCCCGGGCCUACUUCAAGCACCGGCUUGCCAUCGCUUUCCGCAUCUUUGCCCAGUUUGGCUUUUGUGAAGGCGUGGCAGGCCACAUUACUUGUCGUGAUCCCAUCGAUCCGACUUCGUUCUGGGUCAACCCUUUCGGCCUUCACUUUUCGUUGAUCAAUGAUGACGACCUUUUGCGGGUGAGCGAGGACGGAGAGGUGCUUGAUGGUGGGAGGAAUACGAGAUUGAACCUUGCCGCAUACGCAAUCCACGUCGAGCUGCACCGGGCCCGACCGGACGUCUUGUGCGCGGCGCACGCCCACACCGUCUACGGCAGGGCCAUGUGCAGCACCGGCCGGCCGCUGCGGAUGCUGACGCAGGACUUUUGCGUCUUUUGGCGGGACAUUGUGCUGUACGAAAACUUUGGCGGCGUCGUCCUGGCCGCCGAAGAGGGCCGCGCCAUCGCCUCCGCCCUCGGCGGCAGGAAGGCGGCCCUGCUCGCCAACCACGGCUUGCUGGUGGCCGGUCCGAGCAUCGAGGCGACGGUGGCGUGGUUCGUGAUGCUCGAAAAGUGCUGCCAGGUGCAGCUGCUGGCCGAGGCGGCCGUGGGCGGCGGGGCGGCGAAUUGCAGCGGCGACGUGGUGACGAUUGGGGAUGAAGAGGCCCAGGCGACUUGGGAAGUUGUGGGUUCGGGAGAACAUGGUUACUUUAUGGGCCUGCCGCUGUUCCAAGUGGCAGAGAGGGAGUUUGGAGAGUCUACUUCCAUGGGUAGAGGGAUGCAAAGCCUGGAUGCUUGA